Molecule: messenger RNA, 3472 nt
Organism: Hordeum vulgare subsp. vulgare (domesticated barley)
Lineage: Eukaryota; Viridiplantae; Streptophyta; Magnoliopsida; Poales; Poaceae
Exons: 3
Coding region: 179-3472 (1097 amino acids)
Source: RefSeq, a predicted model, not a curated record
CGACGACGACGAAGAACGCGGCCAACCCAAAUCUUCUACACUUUGCUUGGAGGGCCCGUAAGAUCGGAUCCCCCUCCACCAGAUUCGCGUACUGAGCGAGCGCUCGCGGAACCCGGAAGUGAGCGAGGCGACCAACGGCGAACACCGCCGAUACCCGCCGUCGCGGCGACUACGAGCGAUGGCGUCACCGGGGUCGGGAUCGGGAGGCGAGCCCGGGAGGCCGUGGACGGCGACUAGCACCUGGGCCCCAGCGGGAGGCGCGGCGGUCGAGGACGCCGUGUCCUUCGAGACGACCGCAGACGACGCCGAGACUUCCCCCUCGCCCGUCGUCCUCGCCCGACCGCCGUCCGACGGCAGCGAGGAUCCAACUCCCUGCGAAGUUACGAUUAGUUUCACAGGAAAGUACGAGAUUCAUAGAGUGUACGUGCGAAGCACAGCUCGAACUUAUGAAAUAUACUAUUCAACUGACCUGAAGGAUACAAGUAAAGAUUAUCUAUGCACUGUACGCUGUGGAAUUGCUGCUCAAGAACCACAGCCUCCUGGUGAAGAAUGUGUAUCUCAGGCGAGUAGCAAUGCUGCAAUCGGUGAAAAGCAUGAACAAGAGGCCAAAAGUGUUACAAGUAGCAGUGAUGAAGAUAGCUGGGUUGAAGUCAAAAUUCCCGAGUCUCCUCUUGGAAAUUACAAGCCAGAAUCUCAAGAAGAAAGGAAUGCAAUAGGAACCUGCCAGAAAAGUACUCUGGCUCACUACGAAGCAACUGCUGAAAUAACUGAUGCAAACCCAUGUGUAUCUCUUACUGUCCGUCUUCUUUCACUUCAGUCAAAGACAUCAGUGCAUAUUGAAGAGAUCUACAUAUUUGCUGAUCUUGUUGAGUCCAGCAGUGAUGAUUCAGUAGCAGGUCCUGGAAACAUGGGAGGUAGUUCUUUGUUAGCUAUGCUUGUUCCUGGCCUUAUGCAAAUUUCCAAAUCUAGGGACUACAAAAUAGAUGAGAAAUAUUUUGCUGAUGGCUUGAAAGCCCAACUUCCUGAAUGUUGCACGUUGAAAGAUAGCAUCCCAUGCGGAAACAUAGCGAAAGAAGCAGGGCUGUAUGAUACAAAUGAUUUCAAAUUUAGGCCAGCUGGAGUGCAGAGCAGACAACCACCUGCGCAGAGUGGCACGAUAUUUGAUGAUGGCAGCAACCAACAUGAGUUACCGUUAAAUGAUCCCAAGCCUCUUCCGUUGCCUGUAAAAACAACAGAAAAUGUACAAGUGACAUUGGCAAAGGAUAAGACAGUAUCAAAUCUGUAUCCAGAGGCUAGUCCAAUUGUGAAUGAAAAUGUUACUCCGCACAAUCGUAUUGAGAGAAUGCUGGAUACUCUGAUCUCUAAGGUGGAGAAGGUGGAGUUAUGUUGCUCUAGGUUUGAGGACAAAAUGAUGAGUCCCCUCGGUAGCAUUGAGGCAAGGCUUCAGCGACUGGAGCAGCAGUUUGAUUCAUUCUCUGUGGAGAUUCAGUCUCUACGAAGUUCUUCUGGAAGAAUGUCAGCAUCAAAUAUUUUUUCUGAUACAAUUAACUCGCAGCAAAAGGAAAAUAAUGGUGGGUAUUCUGGAACUUCUGCCUCUGUGAUGUACAGGCAGCCGGGUUUGGUUAUGAGGGCACCAGAAUUUUCUUCAGAAGAUUACUCUAAUUGUGAUGUGGCUGAUGAGAAUACAGUUAAUUUGCAUGGACCUAAUGUUGUGCCAAGGGUAAUUAAGGCUCCUGAUUUCAUCUCUGAACCUGGGUUUACAUGUGAGAAGCUUCAUAGUGGGCCUUUACCUUUUGAGGGAGGACGCAAGACUUCCCCAGGUCUAGUUAUCAAGGUUCCUGAAUUUCUAAAUGAUGAAGAGGAUGAAGUGGAGGAAGAUAAACAAGCAGAAGCUGACGAUGUUGAUGUUGAUGAUGACAUUACAAAUUCUAAUGAUACUCUGAGCAAAAGCUUCAAAGGCAAAACUCCUGUAUCCGUCGAUGGUGCAUUAGCGUCUGCCUUGGAGGCGUUUCUCACUUCCACCAAAGGAACAUCACCUUCAAAGUCUGUUGCUUGCACUUCCAGUAAUGUAAGUUGUGGGAAUACUGCUGAUUCCUCUAGUUCCUUACCUUCUCAUGGACAUCUUCAUGACAUAUCCACUAAAGAUGACUUUCAUGGAAUCUUUGGUGACACAAAGAAGAUUAGUACCUCCAUAUCUUUUCAGGAGGUUGAUGUGGCUCCACUUUUUUCUAUAUCUAAGGCAAACUUGGGUAGCAGUGUUGAGGUAAAUGGACAGAAUAUUGAUAUGAUUCCGGACAAGAAGGCAUUUGCUAGCACUGUACUGUUGGGCGUUCCUUCACAGUCUCAUACAGGAUCUAUAGAUGAUUGCACUCAGGUAAAUGGACAGAACAAUGAUCCUAGUUCAGACAUGAAUCCACUUGUCACAAGCACUGAACCUGUGGAUGAUUCUUCUCAGCUUGCUUCACACUCCGGGUCUGUUGAUGGCGGAACUCAGGCAAAACCUCCUACCAUAUUUGAAUCUGUUGGUGAGACAGCUCAAGUGAAUGAGAGCAGACCUUCCUUACCAUUGGCAGAGUUUCUGGCGGCACGGAAUGUUUUUUGGAAUGGUACUUCUAAGGUGUGCUGUGGUAACGAUGACGCUGCAAUUCCGUCCUUCCAGAGAACAUUGACAGGAGCACAUAAGAACUUGGAAGAUGGUGACAGCAAAACAAGCCAGAAGAACCCAAUCUUCCAACUUUCGCUACUCAAGAAAGCUUUAGAGGUUGAUGAGGGACACGGAAAAUUUUGUGUUGACCUAUCCAUGGAGACAACCUUUGAACCAUCAAGCCAUGCAGCUCCUGCAAAUGGUGCUAACAGGCACAGUACCAAUGCAACGGAAACCUUGUCAGAUGAGGAUGGAGUUCUGGAGAAUACAAAGAGCAGCAUUAGGCUUUCUGGUGGGAUGGACUCUGUAUUCUGUAGCAGCUUGCACUCAGGUCCCAGCGAAAGCUUCAGAAAACCAGAGGUAGAACCCUCCUUGUCAGAUUUGAGUAGUAUGGAACCAUCUGAUGGAGAUUCUUCCAGAGAAGCCACCAGUUCAGGGAAUGCCACGACUGGAAAUCAUGUGGAAGAUAUUUUUGCGGGCAAUGGAGCUGGUUCUGAUGCAAGCCCAACUGUGGGGUCACAGGAGAAUGACAUAUUGGGCAUGGCUUUCAUAGCAAAGAGAACAAGUACAAGCAGCCCUUCUCUCGAAGUCUUGCUUGCCGAAUCAUCUGAUUCUGAAUCACAAAUUUCUGCUGUGGAGGACUCUGACAAUGAUGUUACUGGCCUUGGUUCGGAUCAUUUGUUCACUACAUUCCCAUCCUCAGAUGAUGAUGCCUUUGCCAUGGAUGGGCCUUUACUUGACGUGGUUGAUGCGCCGGCACCAUCAGAGGUCAAUGCGUCUGCCUCCAACAAACCCUUGCUUGAUGUGGUUGAUCUGACAAACCCUUAG